AUGUCUUCUCCGAGCAUCUUGCCAGGGUUCAAGUCAUUGCUGCUGUUGCUGAUUCUGGCAUUCAUGAUGAAGAGGGGAGUCUCAAUGCCGAAGAGGUCAGGCUGCCCCAAAGCAGAAGGGAAUGACUCUUUGCAGAGUGUAAGGAUCAACAUGAAUAUCAUUAACCGGAACCAAGGCUCAAAGAUAUCCCCCGAUUACAAGAACCGCUCUACCUCUCCCUGGGAUUUAGUGCAAAAUGUGGAUAACAACAGACUACCCCGGGUGAUCUGGCAAGCCAGAUGCCGUUACUCCGGCUGCAUCAGUGCUGAGGGGGAAAUGAAUCAUCACAUGAACUCAGUGGCCAUCCAGCAGGAGAUCUUGGUCCUCAGAAGACAAUCCUCAAACUGCCCUACUUCCUUCCAACUAGAAAAGAUGCUGGUGACGGUGGGCUGCACCUGUGUCACCCCACGCACUGUGUCCUGA
Messenger RNA from Gracilinanus agilis (Agile Gracile Mouse Opossum), 462 nucleotides. RefSeq names its product interleukin 17A (gene IL17A). NCBI's taxonomy places the organism in Eukaryota, Metazoa, Chordata, Mammalia, Didelphimorphia, Didelphidae. The coding region runs from base 1 to 462 and encodes 153 amino acids. Gene Ontology annotation, molecular function: cytokine activity. Gene Ontology annotation, cellular component: extracellular region. Gene Ontology annotation, biological process: inflammatory response. The transcript has 3 exons. The record is from RefSeq and is a predicted model, not a curated record.